Molecule: messenger RNA, 1802 nt
Organism: Clarias gariepinus (North African catfish)
Lineage: Eukaryota; Metazoa; Chordata; Actinopteri; Siluriformes; Clariidae
Exons: 4
Coding region: 474-1484 (336 amino acids)
Cellular component (GO): nucleus
Source: RefSeq, a predicted model, not a curated record
UUCUGUCAUUUUGUUGGUGUUUUUAAGGAUGGCCUGAAAUAUCUUCCAAAUUGAAAAUAGUGGACACAUUUUUAAGUAAAACAAAAAUUAAGCACUGCAUUAUGUGUGUAUUAAUUGUGUUGUGUGACAUAAAUAAGUUAAUAAAUGCAGUGAAUGACUGAAGUGAGUGUUGUUUGCUGCUCAGCUGUAGCUACAGCAGUGCUUCCACAGUGAGGUUAGGUGCUCCACAGCGCCACUGCACGGCUGUUGUGGUCGGACUGAUGAACUGCAGGCCAUGAGGAGGUGGUGGUGGUGGAGGAGGAGACCGAGUUUGCGCGGUGCUGCUGCUCCUGUUCCUGUACGAACUUUCAGGAUUUUCUGGAUGCAGAAACGCUGGAACAUUCUGGAACAUUCGCUGCCACAUCCGGUAUUCUGAGGAAGCUAACGAGGAGGAGAGCGAGAGAGAGAGCGAGUGUCUCGGUGGCGAGGUCAGAAUGUCAUCACUGGCGUCGUCUUCAUUGUACGCCGGCGACAGCGCGGUGCGCUACAAGAAGCGCAAAGCCAACUUCACCUUCAGCGAAGUGCACAUCCUGCUGGACGAAGUGCGCAAAAAUCGGCACAUCGUCGUGGGUAAGUUCAAUUCGGGCAUCCCGAGUGAUGUGAAGAGGCGGAAGUGGACGGAGAUCACGCAGCGCAUUAACGAGAUCGGCGAGUGUGACCGCGAAGUCGGUGAGGUCAUUAAGAAGUGGUCCGACCUCAAAUGCGACACCAAGCGUAAAAUCGCGGCGCUGCACUCGGGCGCGGCUCUGCCCCACUCGUCAGAACUCACGCAGACCGAGCACAUUGUGGGCUCCAUCCUGGAGCUGGACAAGAAGCCGUGGGAGGCGACGCGCUCGUCACGCGGACGCAGCAGGAGCGAAGAUCAGGACGCGGGUGGAGCAGACGACGACGAUGAUGUCUUGUUCAUGGGGCCGGGAUCGGUCCAGGAUUCUCCCAGAUCAGGAACCGAGACCAGGCCGAUGCCACCGCCUCCCGCAGGAGCUGCCGCGGGGACGUCCGAGAUGAAAUUGGACCCCUCGACUACCACAGACGCAGACUCGCGUGGGAUGGACUCGGACGACGAUCACCAGGAGAUGUUCCCCUCGUCUAUGAACAACUCGUACAUGGAGGACGACGUACACCUGAGCAACGCCGCACACGUCUCGUCCUCCUCCGCCAGCCACGCUCAGGUGGGGGCAGAGUCUGAGAGCGCGCGCGAACAGUUAGCACAAAGCGCCAACCUAAGCGUGCAAGAGCAGCACGUGACGAACGCGCUGCUGGGAACGGUCUCGCGCUCGCUCGAGCUACUGGCCGAGUCGGUGCAGCAGCUGGCGGAGACGCAGCAGGAGUUUGCGCGCGAGUCACUCCGGCUGCAAAGGGAGACGGUGCAGGUGCUGCGAGAGUUCGCCUCCGGGGCGCUUACGCUUCUGCACGAAAGGGUCAACGGCAAACCGCCGCUGAUUUAGACCGCAGUGACGACGCUGGCAAAAAACUCACAUCAGGUGCAGUGCUCGUGCUAAUCACACUAACGUUUUAUCACUGUAUCGUGGAUCCGAGAGUAAGUUCUGUUCAGACCCGCGUGUUCCUCUCGCCUGUUGAGCAGAAUUACCUUUAAAAACAAAAGACACAGCGUCCAUCUGACUGUUUUUUUUCUCUCAGGAGAACAGACGUUUUAAAACGAUUGUAAUAAUAAUAUUGAUCAUUUUUGAUCAGGGACCGAUUGAGGAUGAAACACCGCCGUCUCCGUGCUCCAACAACAAUCUGAAAUCUUCAGUUGCCUGAAA